AUGGGGAUCGUUGUGGUGGACAAGCGGGUCGUGGUGCACACAUGUGAGUCUUUGCUUGCGCUUGGGCCUGGUGACUUGACCGCACAGCACGGCAGCGGUGACGCGGUGACGGAGGGCUGCGUGGUCCGGGUCCUCGAUCUCAGCGGUGAUGGCCGAAAGAAGAAGCGAGAGGAUUCCCACGUUUCCCCGCAUAGGUCAUUACAUUGGAUCAUCGGUCUGGAUCUCCAUCGGGUCAGCUCCUGCAGUCGCACUCGCCUUGUCUGCCUUGUCGUCAAACAACGCGCGCGCAACCUGCAGGACAACGAUGAUGUGGACGGAAUCCGCGCGGUCGCGACGACGAAGCGACGAAGCGGUGCCGGAAUGCGGGUGUGCGAGGUAGGAAACGGCUCGAAGCGGCUCGAACGCGCCCAGUCACUCGACCGUUGUAAUUCAGCGGAGCCUGUCUCCCACUCGUCACGCGAGCAUGUCUCAGACUGGUGA
Molecule: messenger RNA, 480 nt
Organism: Postia placenta MAD-698-R-SB12
Lineage: Eukaryota; Fungi; Basidiomycota; Agaricomycetes; Polyporales; Adustoporiaceae
Exons: 1
Coding region: 1-480 (159 amino acids)
Source: RefSeq, a predicted model, not a curated record